AUUAAAAGUACAAGAGCCUGUUGCUAGUUGGAAAUUUUUUGAAUAUAAAACAAGCAUAAAUACUAUUAUGAUGGAAGCAUCUUGGGAUGAAGAUGAACUUGAAGAUUUAUAUGUUGAUAUUUGUGCAUUCCCAAUAAUUGGAUUUAAUCUUUGUGAAGCUGACAAAGUUGAUAAAAAUUUGAAAGUAAAAAAGGAUUGUUAUGAUAUAUGGGGCGCAACAAGCAGAAAGGCAUUUUUAUCAAGUUUAGGUUAA
Molecule: messenger RNA, 253 nt
Organism: Entrophospora candida
Lineage: Eukaryota; Fungi; Glomeromycota; Glomeromycetes; Entrophosporales; Entrophosporaceae
Source: the annotation of a GenBank genome assembly